Messenger RNA from Branchiostoma belcheri (Belcher's lancelet), 868 nucleotides. RefSeq lists its product as uncharacterized. The transcript has 2 exons. The record is from RefSeq and is a predicted model, not a curated record. NCBI's taxonomy places the organism in Eukaryota, Metazoa, Chordata, Leptocardii, Amphioxiformes, Branchiostomatidae. The coding region runs from base 39 to 437 and encodes 132 amino acids.
CGAAGUUCGAAAACACAGGGUUUUGACCUACGACCAGAAUGUCAGCCAAUCAGCACUCGACAGGGAUUUCCCGCUAUUUUUCGUCUCCCGCUGGCCUGGUCUCUCGCGCCAACAUGGCUGCCGCGCCGUCCCUACUGAAGUUAGGGGACGAAUUUCUCACUUGGGCAGAGUUUAAGGCAGCACUGGACAACUAUCAAGAAACAACACACGCUGAGCUCAGUAAGAUCAGUAGCAAGAAGGUGGAAACUGAGAACAGGAAAUUACCUGAAGGCGUCCAAAAGUUUCCGUGUGCUCAUGUUUAUAAAGCGGUGAAGUUUGGAUGUAUUCAUUACGGGAAGCCGCGCCUGUCAGGGUCGGGAAUCCGGCCAAAUCAGUCGCAAUUCUGUAUGGCCUCCACAAGAUCAAGGGAAUCAGCAUGGAGGCAGCUCAGCAACUGAUGGAUAAGGGACCAGAGCGAUCCCCUGAAGAGACGUGGUACAGGGACUAGAAAGAGGAGGAGAAGAACCAUCCACCGGACAUUUUAGCUAGUUUUUUAAAAAAUUUUAAUUUUUUAUAUUCCACAAUCCCAGAGCCGUGGUCUUUAUUCUUUUGUCACAUGUUACAUGAUGAUAUUUACAAUAUAUACAGUAUGUUUAUUUCAAUCUAUCAGGUAAAGAAGAUCCCCCCAUUUUCUUUUUGCUUUUCCGUAUGAUAUAUUUUGCUCUAUUUUUAAGCUGGACAUAAAAUCAUUUAAGAAAACAGAGAAUGGAUCAAUUAUUUUGUAGAAGCUUUUUUCCUUAUAUAGACACCAGGUUUUAAAUAUUGCAUACUGUGCUAUACCAAUCAUAUGAUUACCUGCAUUUGUUUGUUGUAAGUUCCUUGGAAGUCC